UGCUCUGUCUUUCCUCUAUAUAAUCCAGCUAAUUCUUGGUCAUGUGAAGCAACAAUCUCUUGUUCCUUGUUAUUUUUAUCUUUCUUGUUGAUAGUUAAGAAACUCUUGUUCCUAUGGCUUCUUUAACCCUUGGAGCUCCUAUAAGUGAGAUUUUCAAUGUAAAAUACAGUAAGGCUUUGCAAUUUAGACAUGGAAAAGGGUUUGUUAAAGAGUGUUUUCCGAAGAAGAAAGCGGUGAUGAAUGUUUCCAUAGAGGAUGUUGGGGGAGGUUCUCAGGUCAGUAGUAUCCCGGCCAUGAAAACUGAGGCAACAAAGAAGCUCUCGGCUUGGCAAAGCGUACCGAAAGAGCAUUGGACAGGUGAAUUGGCCGUUGAAGGCGAAAUUCCAACAUGGCUGAAUGGGACAUACCUGAGAAAUGGCCCCGGUUUGUUCCACAUUGGCAAGUACACUUGCCAACACCUAUUUGACGGUUAUGCAACAGUCAUCCGCCUCCACUUCGACAACGGCCGCCUCAUCGCAAGCCACCGCCAAGUCGAGUCCAAUGCAUACAAGGCAGCGAAAGAAAAAGGGCGCCCAUACUACCGUGAAUUCUCUGAAGUGCUGAGCGAUUCCAACUUCCUCUCUCAAAUUGGCGAGCUAGCUGGCCUCUUAACCGGCACUUCUCUCACCCUCACUGACAACUCCAAUGCUGGUGUUUUUAGGCUCAACGAUGGUCGAGUACUAUGUAUAACAGAAACUGUGGCGGGCGUAGUGGAGAUAGACCCUGACACCCUCGAGACUAUCGGAAAAUUCGAAUUUUCCGAUGGGCUCGGUGGCCUAGUCCAUGCUGCACAUCCUAUUGUAACUGAUAACGAAAUGAUAACUUUGAUGCCAGAUUUGUUUAAGCCUGGGUAUAGGGUGCUGAAGAUGGCUCCGGGUUCAAAUAAGAGGGACGUUAUUGGGAGGGUGGAUUGUAAAGGGGGUCCGGCGCCGGGAUGGGUGCAUAGCUUUCCAGUGACCGAUAAUUAUGUAGUGGUGCCGGAGAUGCCUCUGAGGUACUGCACAAGCAACUUGUUAAAGGCCGAGUUUACACAGCAUUACAAGUUCGAAUGGCUCCCCGAGUCGAAGGGCUACAUGCACAUCAUGUGCAAGAGGAGCGGGAAAGUUGUAGCAAGUGUGGAGGUGCCAUUAUACAUAACAUUCCACUACAUAAAUGCUUAUGAGGAUCGCGAUGAGGAUGGGCGCCUCUCUGUCGUAGUCGAUUGUUGUGAGCACAAUGCAGACACCACCAUACUCCACAUACUCGAGCUGCAAUCCCUCAGAAAGUAUAUUGGCCAGGAUGUGUUGCCUAAUGCUAGGGUAGGGAGAUUUAGAGUUCCAUUAGAUGGGAGCCCAAAGGGAACCCUGGAGUCAGCCGUAGACCCAGAUGAACAUGGAAGAGGAAUGGAUAUGUGCAGCAUCAAUCCUGCUUAUAGAGGGAAGAAAUACAGAUAUCUCUAUUCAUGCGGUGCCCAACGUCCAUGCAACUUCCCAAACACUCUCACAAAGAUUGAUCUGGAGAAAAAGACUGCAACGAAUUGGCAUGAUGAUGGUGCUGUACCCUCAGAGCCCUUCUUUGUACAAAGGCCAGGUGCCAUAGCAGAAGAUGAUGGUGUGUUGAUCUCCCUAAUCAGCGAGAAAGACGGUGGUGGAUAUGCACUCGUGUUGGAUGCGACCACCUUCAGUGAAGUUGCCCGAACAAGACUCCCCUAUGGUCUUCCAUAUGGCCUCCAUGGAUGCUGGAUCCCGAAAAAGUGAAAUACUUGGAAGAAACAGAACUAGUCAAGGAUCUUGCGGGAGAAUGGAAAAUAAGACCUCUGAAAUAUUCAGGCCCUUUCUUCUCCGGAUAUUCAGCUCUGCUAUCUUUCAAUUUCUUUUGUCAACCAGGUUCUAAGUCAAUUAAGAGUGCAAAUAUGGUGCCUUAUCCUUGAGUCUGUUACUAUUCUUUAGCCAAACUUGACUACAUAAGUUUAUGAAAUUCGAAUUUCUCAAU
Amborella trichopoda is the source of this 2010-nucleotide messenger RNA. Its product is annotated as carotenoid cleavage dioxygenase 8 homolog B, chloroplastic. The record is from RefSeq and is a predicted model, not a curated record. Gene Ontology annotation, biological process: carotene catabolic process. Gene Ontology annotation, molecular function: carotenoid dioxygenase activity. NCBI's taxonomy places the organism in Eukaryota, Viridiplantae, Streptophyta, Magnoliopsida, Amborellales, Amborellaceae. Gene Ontology annotation, cellular component: chloroplast.